GCCGCCGCCGAAAAUACGACGUCUCUGGGAGACUCGUCGACACUGGCCGCGCCUCCUUCGUCGCGGCGAUCGACUAUUUUUACGCGGGGGCUGCGCGCGCUUCGCUCCCCGUUCAAAAGGACCGGCGCUCAACUCGAUUUGCGCUUUUAGGAGCUCUCGGCGGCAGUCGCUCGUUUCAGAAUGAGCAAAGAGAGGAUCGACCUGGACCAGCCCCUCUGGGACCAGCGGACCUUCCUGGGCCGGUGGAAGCACUUCGCCUGGAUCACGGACUUUCGCACGUGCAUCAAAGACGAGAAGGAGCUCUUGCGCGCGAAAGAGCUAUGCCAAAAAUAUAGACUGAAGAAGGAGCCAAAGGAAACGACGAAGGAGGAAAUUAUUUAUGCAAAAAAACUCUACGAGUCUUCGUUUCAUCCGGAUAGUGGCGAUCUGCAAAAUGUCUUUGGCAGAAUGUCUUUUCAGGUUCCCGGAGGUAUGCUCAUCACUGGUGCCAUGCUACAAUUUUACAGGACGACGACGGCCGUGGUGUUCUGGCAAUGGGUCAACCAGUCGUUCAACGCCCUCGUUAAUUACACGAACAGGAAGAACCAGCUGGCAGUCGCCUACGUGAGCGCCACGUCGGCUGCAAUGAUCACUGCCAUAGGAUGUAAGACUUUCUGGCAAAAGAGGGCAAGCCGCCUCCUGGCUAGGUAUGUGCCAUUCGUCGCCGUGGCUGCGGCCAAUUGCGUCAACAUUCCGCUGAUGAGGCAGAACGAAAUAACCAAUGGAAUCGAGCUCAGCGACGAGAGCGGCAAAAAGCUCACCGUCUCACAGAUAGCAGCAGUUAAAGGGAUUUCUGAAGUUGUAAUAUCGAGGAUUGUCAUGUGUUCUCCUGGAAUGAUAUUGUUACCUAUACUAAUGGAGAAAUUAGAGAGAAAAUGUUGGAUGCAACGAUUGCAAAAGUAUCAUGCCCUUUUCCAAGUAUUAAUGUGUGGCAUCUCACUGUUAAUUAUGGUUCCAACUGCCUGUGCACUAUUUCCUCAACAAUGCUCAAUAUCGACAACAAUUUUGCAAAAAUUUGAGGCAGACAAUUAUGCAAAAUUGAAAGCAAACUUCAAAGGAAAAGUAUUGCCAGAAUAUCUAUAUUUCAAUAAAGGAUUAUAAGAAUGGAGAUAUAUUAGUGUCGUAAAAAGAGUAAUGGAAUAAUCAUA
Ceratosolen solmsi marchali is the source of this 1187-nucleotide messenger RNA. It is a transcript of the gene Sfxn2, whose product is annotated as sideroflexin 2. Gene Ontology annotation, biological process: monoatomic ion transport; serine import into mitochondrion. Gene Ontology annotation, molecular function: monoatomic ion transmembrane transporter activity. NCBI's taxonomy places the organism in Eukaryota, Metazoa, Arthropoda, Insecta, Hymenoptera, Agaonidae. The record is from RefSeq and is a predicted model, not a curated record. Gene Ontology annotation, cellular component: mitochondrial inner membrane.